UUAAAGGGCGUCUCCAGCUGCGAUAAGAAGACAAUGAUCAAACCAGACUGGAGUUACAAGGACAACUGAAUUGCAAAGUUCAAUUGCGCACUCAAUUCCUCUACUUCAAUCCAGCAACACCAUCGAGAACCUCAACCCAGCUAUCCUACCACCACCACUACUAUGACGUCCGAUAAGGUCACCUAUGUCCCCGCGGAGGAGAUCGACAAGGUCUUCGCGCACACCACGAACCUGGCUUCGUCGGGUCUCAAUACUAAAAUCCUCGCCUGCUCCGAUGAGUUCUUCGCCGCAGCCUCGAACCUGCUCACCCCGACUCCUCCCAUCAACCGUCCUGGUGUCUUCGUGCACACCGGCGCCUGGUACGAUGGCUGGGAAACUCGCCGGCACAACCCUGACCCCUAUGACUGGGUCGUGAUCAAGCUGGGUGUCGCCAGCGGCGCCAUCCAGGGCGUCGAAGUGGACACAGGUUUCUUCCAUGGCAACUAUGGCGAGAAGGCCGAGCUUCAGGGGACCUACGCACCCGCCGACAGCGGCAUCACAGACGAGCAGAUCGCCGACCCCAGCUUCAACGGCUGGACCACCAUUCUACCCCGUCAGCCUUGCGGACCAUCGCAGCGUCGCGCCUGGAAACUCAGCGACUACGACCCCGCCAAUCCCAAGCCCUACACCCACGUCCGCCUGCUGAUGUACCCCGAUGGCGGAUUCGCCCGUCUCCAAGCCCCCACCGAGGAACUCUCCUCCGCGCUGCUGGGCGGUCUGGCCUUGUCAGCAUCCAACCAGCACUACACGCCCAUCUCUAACCUGAUACUUCCUGGCCGGGGCAAGGACAUGGGCGAUGGCUGGGAGACCGCGCGGUCGCGCAUCCCAGGCUACACCGACUGGGCCAUCUUCCAGCUGGGUCUCCCCGGUUCGGUUGCCAAGAUCGUCGUCGACACCAAGGACUUCCGCGGUAACUUCCCGCGCGCCGUGCGGGUGCACGGUCUACUCGAGGGCACCCUGGCGGCCGGCGAGGUGCCUGCGCACGAUCAUCAGGGCUGGAUCCCCCUGCUCAGCGCCGACAAGUUCUGCAAGGCGGAUACCGAGCAUGUGUACGAGGGUGCUGAACUCGCUGCUGGUGGCGAGGACACCCGCACCUUCACACACGUCAAGUUGACCCUGAUCCCCGACGGUGGUGUCAAGCGGUUCCGUAUCUUCGGUCGUAGAGCCAACCGCCCCUAAGCUGUAAUCGCAUCGACUCCAUGCUGAUCGAUCCUGCUUUGUGGGGUGGAAACGGUCCACAGUUUUGUCUAAAUAUCUUGCCUUCAUUGUA
This is a messenger RNA of Aspergillus novofumigatus IBT 16806, 1309 nucleotides long. Its product is annotated as allantoicase. The coding region runs from base 163 to 1218 and encodes 351 amino acids. Lineage: Eukaryota; Fungi; Ascomycota; Eurotiomycetes; Eurotiales; Aspergillaceae. The transcript has 2 exons. Gene Ontology annotation, molecular function: allantoicase activity. Gene Ontology annotation, biological process: allantoin catabolic process. The record is from RefSeq and is a predicted model, not a curated record.